UGUGGCACUGAAAGAGGACAUGUUGAGAGAGAGAGACAUUUCCAAAGCAGUGAAAUUGAUAUGAAAGAACAACUCAGGAAUUGUAACGUGUGUGCCAUCCCAUGUUCAUGUUGUAUGCAUUCCAAGCAAAUGACAUCUACAAUGGGAAUAAACACUGAUGAAUUUUCUGAUGCCUGUAAGAGAAAGGAUGUUUGUCGGGGUUCUUCUGGUAAUGUUGAUAUGCUGUUGCCAUCUUUAUGUUAUGCAUGCAAUGGGAGGCAUCACACAAGCAGUGAGACAAGCAACCUAUUUAGUGCAUGCUCAAAUCUAGUGCAGGGGUUGAUGAAUCUGAUGUGGUUAAAGAUCCUCCGGAGUCACAGCCUGUUGACCAUAACAAGGUAUCUGAUUCUACAGAGAUUGAAGUAAGAAUUUGUGAUAUAUGUGGAGAUGCUGGUCGGGAGGACUUGCUUGCUAUCUGUAGCACUUGCAGUGAUGGAGCAGAACACAUCUAUUGCAUGCGUGAAAAACUGAACAAGAUUCCUGAAGGAGAUUGGAUGUGUGAAGAAUGCAUACUCAAUGAAGAAAACAAAAGGGACGUGCUACAGAAAUUUGAAAAAGCAGCAGCAAGAGUAUCAAGUCAACCUUCCUUGAAUACAGCAGCACAAAACUUUAGAAAUUCUAGUGCUUUGGAUGAUAAUAAUAGUUUGAAAUUGAAUAGCAGAGGUAAAGUUAAGUCUAGUCCUAACUUCUCCUCUAAGAGACCUUCAGGCAAUUUAGAAGCUAUCUCAGUGACUAAAAGAACAGUGUUUAAAAGUGUUGAACAAGAAGGAGUUUCCAAACCCUCUAGCAAAACUUGCCUGUAUUCUUCAUUCAAUAAGGAGAAUUUGAAGCAAACUCCUGAAGUGACUGCACAGGGUGACUGCUUUUCAAAAUAUACUUUCAGAACAGGCAAUAAAUCACAUGAAGCACGGCCAGAGUAUCGAAAGUCUCAUGGUAUUCUUUCAAAAUCAAAGUCAUUUAAGAUCAGUGAAUCGAAAGUGAAAGUUGAAAUGUCUGAAAGAGGUGUUCUGAAACAAAAUUUCGCAAGAGAAACUGCUAAUGGUAACAAUAAAGAGGUGAGAGUUGCUAGAAUGAUGAAGUCUAUGUCAUUUAGUAAUGCCAGCUCAGACCACAGAAAUGCUUCAGAUCCAAUAGUUGUACUGCGCUGUUCUGAAAUUUCCCACGGUGAGGAUAUGAAGAGAUUAAAGCUUGCCAAAAAACAGAGGUCAACUCAAACUGAGUGCACUUCGAGAUUUCAGAAUCCUAUUAUUAGCUUGCCUGUGGUUGACUCUGGUGUUUCUGCAUCAAUACCCAAUGAGAAGAUUGCUAAUUGUGGUGAAACUGUUGUACUACCCACUUAUGGAUCCAAUUCUCGAGAUCUGGUGGAUGUCCAGCAUCAUGUAAAAUCGAACAACUUAUCAAAAUCAGCCAGUUUCUUUAACACAGACUUUCCUAACGAAGAGAAAAACAGUAUUUUCAAUGAUGUUGGGCAGCGCAGUUUGCACUCUGCUGACAUGGCAGUGACUGUGGAAAGAAAUAAUUCUAAUACUACUCUUCAUUCCAACAAAAGCCCUUCAGCAAAAGUCUUACCUUGCUUUGCUUCUGUGGUGGCUAUUCCUUCUUGGAAUUCUUUUGUUCCACAGCUUAGUUACGUGUGGAAAGGUCAAUUUGAUAUCCAAGGAGGUGGAAGACUUCCAAGUUCUUGUGAUGGAAUUCAAGCACACGUCUCAACUUGCGCUUCAGCUAAAGUUCUUGAAGUAGUGCGCAAACUUCCUCAGAAGAUUCUUGUGGAGGAAGUGCCUCGCUCAAACAAUUGGCCAAUGCAGUUCCCGGAAAAUUACGCAACUGAAGAUAACAUUGCUCUCUACUUUUUUGCAAGUGAUGUUGAGAGCUAUGAAAGAAACUACAAAGAUUUGCUUGAUUGCAUGAUUAAGAAUGAUUCAAAUCUCAAAGGAAAUUUUGAUGGAGUUGAGCUAUUAAUAUUUCCGUCAAACCUGCUUCCUGAAAAAUCUCAGCGUUGGAAUAAACUGUUGUUUUUGUGGGGAGUAUGUAGAGGAAGGAGGAUUAACUGCUCAUCAGAAUCGCCAAUUCUGCAGAAUACUAUUUGUAUCUGUAGCAAGAAUGGAGAUCGACCAAACCAGAAGCAACAAUCGUGUGAUUUUCCCAUGUCUGUUACUCGGAAUUUAUGUUCCUGUGCAUGUUCUAGUGAAAGUUUAUCUGCAUCAAUUUCAUCAUGCAUAGAGCAACGAGGACCAAAAUCCUUUACCUUGCUAGAACAACUUUCUUCGGGAAGAAAAGCUGAGACUAGUGGGUCCAAAGUAUCCUUCACUGAGCACAAGGUUGUUAAUUUUAAAACUAGGCCGGACUGCCAACAGACAAGUUUUAACUGUCCGAAAAAUCAUCUAUCCAGAGAUGUGCCCGACACUGUCUCAUGCAAGAGAGAAGAAAGAGAUUCCAAGAGAAGACAGAUGGUUGACCUCACUCUUCAAACAGGUAGAGAAUGUAUCCGGAUUGACGAAGAACUGAAAUAUAAGAGGUUAAAAAGCUGUUUCGGAGAAGCGGGUGAAUUCAAUACUGAAUCCGGGGACAUAAAGUAUUCGGGCAAGACAAUUUCUACCAAAGGAAAUGGGGUUGCUCCAAGUCUUGAAGGUGUAAAUCUGGAGCUAAAUUUAGGAAUUGAAAACAUUGGUGCAGCAGAACAAAGAGGCAGGCAAUCCAAAUCGGUGAGAAAUUUCGAUGUAAAAGAUGAGAAAUGUGAAUGCUCAGUGCCUCUGUCUCUUACUCUUGGCUUAACUGAAUGCAAUGAUGUCAACACCUCAUUGUGUUUGUAGUGAGUCUUAGUUGCAGAAUAAUCCUUCGUAAAUAGUAGUUACUCAACAUAGAUACUGUGAUGUAUACUAGAUCAUUAAUAAUGAUCUUGACCCAGUUUUAGAGCGGAAAUUAGUUUUCUUUUUGUUUAUUUUAUUGAUAGGAAACUGAAAUUUGGGUUGUAAGAAAAUAAACGUACAAAAGGUGCACAGGUAGCCUAUAGGCCAACUAAAAAUCCAAAAAUUAAUAGAAUAUAUUACGCUUUUUAAGUGAA
Molecule: messenger RNA, 3100 nt
Organism: Pistacia vera
Lineage: Eukaryota; Viridiplantae; Streptophyta; Magnoliopsida; Sapindales; Anacardiaceae
Exons: 9
Coding region: 297-2849 (850 amino acids)
Source: RefSeq, a predicted model, not a curated record